UCAGAGGGAGACGCCCAGGGCCUCCAUCAUGGCCUCGUACUCAGCUGACAACACACACACAGACACACAGACAGAGGUGUGUGUUGUACGGCUUGUAUUGUGGUGCCAGUAACGCAAUUUUGCAGUCACGUGCGUGCUGUGCUCACUCGGCUCUGGUGUCUGGCAGUAGUCGGGCCACUCCUUGGCAAUGCGCGUCAUCUCUGCACACAGCCGAACACACACGGCAGAGAUGCACACAUGCUUUGUGCAAUUGACGGUGCCAAGUGCCUCGACACACCUGUCGUGGUGUCGUCGCAGUAUGAGGCCAUCAUCUCCCUCAGCUCCUCCGGAGCCACGCCCUGGGCAUGCCCCACACACACAUCGCGGAACAGGCCAGCCGUCUUCUGGGCGAUCCCGCGGGUGGCCGGUGUCAGCCGCUCGUCGUUGUCGAUGCUGGUCAGGGCGCCGGUGUGGAUGCUGUGGAUGGCCUGGGUGUAUGUCUCCUUGACGGCCUCCAAGGUGGUGAGCUGCCCUCCCUCACACUUGGCCAGCACGCCCCUGAUCUGACCUCUUGCAUCCGGGGCCACUGACCCCCCAGCAUGGAAUCGUCACAGCAGAGCGGCAGCAGGCAGCACGCCGUGCCGACCAGGUCGCCGUAGUAGUCCACCACUUAUCGCGCAGUGCCCGCCCCUCCAAGACCGCCUGCGUGUUGCCCACAGUGGUGCACGGGGGGCCGAGGCGAUUGUUCAGGGCGGACUCGAAGUCAAUCAUGCCCGCCUCCCCAUUCCCCCCGUCCGCCAGCACCACAUUUCCCGGGUGACAGUCGUUGUGGGUCGUCUUGGCAUCAUGAAGUGCCAGGGUGGCUCAAAUGGUGUUCACCGCGAGCGUGGGCUUUAGCAGUGGGGCGGCGGGACGGGGGCGACACACCUGAGUGCACAAGUGCAAUACGUACACAUUCAUGGAUGGAUUCACAGCGUGUGUAUGUAUGUAUGCAUGUAGGUCUCCGCACCGUUGCCGACUUUCGUCAUGAUAAGGCAUACCCCGUGCCGACCAUCUUCUCGCCGUCCUCGCUGACCACCGGACGGACGGCGGCCGCCAGGACAUCAGGCACGGCACGUGUGCUGCUUGUUGCUGGCUGUGUGCUGCCCAGCUGGGGCACCAUCUUCAGGGCCGUGUUGGCAUCGGGCAGACGGCCCACCUCGCUCUGCAGGCUGUUGUACAGCUCACGCACAUGGUCCCUGCCCGAGCCUCUCUGGUCAUGGGUAAUGUACUUCAUGACGGCUGCUGUUGUGCUGGCGCCCUUGCAAAAAAAAAACAUAACAAGGGUGAAUUCACCCCUGCCGCCGGUGAGUGCCCGCCCACACUCCAACGUCAUGCCGUGACCCACCGGCACGACGUCGUCCGCGACGAUGGUGGGUGGGGGUGGGGGUCCGCUGGACAGCACAUUUGAGAAUGGGUUGGAGAAGGCGACGGGAGGUGUGGCCUGGGCAUCGCUGGGGGGUGAGUCAAGUGCUUUGGGCCGUGGGGAGUCCUGUGUCGAUGACCCGUCCGAUGGCUCGCCAACAACCUGUGUGGAAAGGACAACACACAACACAUAUAUGUAUGAUUCCAUCUAUGUAUGAUUUGUGUAGCGUCUGUACCAUUGCCGACUUUCGUCAUGAUUAGACAUGUCCCUGUGCCGACACAUCGUGCGAUGUGGUGCGAAAUGAUGAAUUCAUGUCUCCGCCAGAUAUAAAAUGUAGGCAACGAUUCUGCAUGCAAUGCGAAUGUGAUCUCUCUUCUGUGCAUGUAGACUCUUUCGUCUGUGCGCAUACCGCAUAAUGCAUGUGCAGCGCUAUCUCCCUGCAAUCCCUGCCAUCCUUGCUGCCUUUGGUCGCCGCGAUGACGGUGCUGCUGUUGGGCUUCAGGCAGAUGGCUUCAUCCCCGCCGACAUCGUCAUCCCACUCGUCGUUGCUGCUGUCCUCACCCUUACCCACCGCUAUCUCGGUAUCCCUCUCCUUCACCGCCUCCCAGCCGCCGCAGCACCCAAACCCAAACAACGCCCCGCCCUUCUUACCCUCCCUCUUGGCCUCGGACUCAGCCUUGCUCUCCUCCGCACCCUUGCCCGCCUAGCAUGAAAAGCCCAGCACGCGGAGACCCCUGCUGGCCUUGGUCUUGUCUGUGCCGCUCUCGGUGGCCUGGCUCUGCGCCUUCUGCGUCUGAUAAUCCUGCGACGGCAUGAGCGGAUUCAUCAACCCUUCACGUGCCCCUCCGUCUGUGUGUGUACCAUGUAUUGUACGCCAUUCAAACGCUCGCAUCCAGAUGCUCUCGGCCGUCAAGUAAUCUCUUGGGCAAAGGACCGUAGAGAUAUGUCUCUGCCGAAUAUAAAAUGUAGGUAACGAUUUUGACGACCCCAGCGAGACACCUGGCCGUCUGCCCCCCGCACCUCCCGCUCCUCACUCCUCAAGAAGGGGUCCACCCACAU
This is a messenger RNA of Vitrella brassicaformis, 2443 nucleotides long. The record is from the annotation of a GenBank genome assembly. NCBI's taxonomy places the organism in Eukaryota, Vitrellaceae.